Neoarius graeffei (lesser salmon catfish) is the source of this 2163-nucleotide messenger RNA. RefSeq names its product kyphoscoliosis peptidase-like. Lineage: Eukaryota; Metazoa; Chordata; Actinopteri; Siluriformes; Ariidae. The record is from RefSeq and is a predicted model, not a curated record.
AUGUUCGACCGUGAGUUGUGGGCCAUUGUUUGGGCUGUGCAUCAUUUUCGCCAUUAUCUCGCAGCUCACCCUUUCACCAUUAUUAUUGACCACAAACCCUUGGUAGGCCUCAAGAAGUUGCCAUUAGACCAGGAUCCCACUGGACAGAGAGCCUGCUGGUCAGUGGAGCUAGACCUCUAUGACUGGUGCAUAGUCCACCACAAUGGUGCCAAACAUCUCAAUGCUGAUGCUAUGUCUUGCUGCCCACCUUUUGAGCUCACUGAGAGUCAUAGUCCUACUCAGCUCACCAAUACACUGCCUUCAGAUAAAGCUACACAGACAGUUAACAUUGCUGUACCAUCAGGCACUGUCUGGAGCUGCAUGCCCAUUAAUCAGAAAAAAAUCAGGGUCAUAUGGGUCUGGCUCUGCCAUAAUAUUGAAUAUGAUUUGGAUGGGUACCUUAGUCUUUCCCCAAAGCUCUGCACCCCAGAGGAAGUCAUUAAGGAGGGCCGAGGAGUAUGCAGUGGAUUUUCCAGCAUCUGUCUGGAGAUGUGCAGGGAAGUUGGUAUGCAGUGUGAGGAGGUGAGUGGGUACAGUAAGGGCAUUGGGCACUGGCCUGGGCACAGGCUAGCUGAUACAGUACCUUCUGACCACAUGUGGAAUGCUGUGUGGGUGAAGGGGCAGUGGGGGCUUCUGGACUUCUGUUGGGGGGCAGGCACUGUCAACAUGGACACCAAAUCUUUUGUUAAGAGAUUUGAUGAUUUUUACUUCCUGACUGAGCUGAGAGAAUUUAUAAAUUCUCAUUUUCCUGAUGAUGAGAACUGGCAACUGCUGGAUACUCCAAUCUCUCUGGAACAGUUUGAACUGAUACCAUUAAAGACUUCAGCAUUCUAUACGCUGGGGCUGACUCUUCUACAACCCACACAGUACAAAAUAACCACAGGUCACACACCCACACGGGUAAAUGAGGUCAACGGCUCAUGUGGUUUGCUGUCAGUGACACAGCAGGGCAUGAGUCUUCGUCUGCUGCCACCAGAGCCAGGAGCCUAUGAGCUGAAGCUGUUUGCGCAACCAGAAGAUGACACUGGCACUCUGCUCUGGGUCUGUACUCUGGAGCUGGAGCGUCUAGCUAUCCAGCAGAGCCAGCCGCUGCCUGCUAACCCCUAUCUGAGUUGGGGCUUAGGGUACAAUGCAGAAGUGCAUCGGGUGAAGGGCUGCAGUGUGUCAAACCAAGACCCUUUGGAGGUUUGUGAGAGAGGAGAGUGUGAGGUGGUGCUACACACCUCACGCCCCUUGAUGAUGGUGUGUGAACUCAUACACCCUGAACUUGACUUUGCUCUGGCUAAACCCUGCCUGGCAUUGCAAAUAGCAGCAGAGCAACUAGUAUGCAACGUGCUAUGCCCAUACAAAGGCUAUUACCGUCUUUCUGUGUUUGUGCAUGAUUAUGAUGAUGGAAGUGGUUCCUUUCAGAAUGUAGGGAAUUUCUUGCUGCGAUGCAGAGGCUUAGCAGUGAAUCAGAACAUGCUAUACCCCCCUGAUCUUAGUCAUUGGUGUGGACCAGGAAUGCGCACUCAAGCAGCCAGACUGUCUCACUUCAGCCACACAGGAGCAUUAGUGAAUUUGCCUCAGGGUUGUUGUAAUAUUACUUUCCACUGCACCUCAUCACAACUGCAAAUACACGCAGUCCUCAGUGCAGAGUCAUAUCAGAAGAACAAAGAAAAAUUGAAUUAGGCCAUCUUUCCACUGUCACGACACGUUUUGCUCACGUUCACAGACAGCAAAGUGACAGUGAGCGUGUGUGUACCGCAUCCUGGAGUCUAUCGCUUGGGUUUGUAUGGACGCACACCCCCUCAGCAAGACUACGCACCACUGUGUGACACAUGUGGAGAACCAUUCCCAUGCGUGUAUUCAGCGUGGGGGAAAGGGUGCGUGCUGCUGGAACCACAUGGAGGUGUGCUGGCUCCACAGAGCUUGCGUUUCCGUGUGCAGGUGCCAGCAGCACGGAGAGUGAGCGUGUUAGCAGAGGAGCGAGUAGAUUUAAAAAUGAAUAAGAGCAGGGUGUGGGAGGGCAAGGCCUUUACAGGGAACCUCCCUCAAAUUAAACUGACUGCAGCCACUUCGGACACCAGCAACAUGGCUGUGCUCAUGACCUUUGAUGUCCUCAACCUGGAGAGCAAACUGUGA